CUAAAUGAAACUAUAUUAUUAAAUUGAUAUAAAUGGUCUAUAAAAAUUUGAACAAUCUCGAAUAAAAAGUAGAAUUAACAGUAACUAUAUUACAAUUAUGGCAGCAAAGGUUCAACAUUAUGAUCCACCAAGCUCUGCAAGCUCUGAAAGCGAUGACUAUGAACAAUGCUUAGAAAAUCGUGGAAUAUUUUUAUCUGAUGAACAGAUUGAAGAACAUAUUAGAGAUAUGGGUACACCAACACCAUCAUCUGUAUCAUCUAGACCAUCGUCUACUGGACUUCAAAAAUCACCAUAUAUGCGUAGAGAACGAACAACAAGUUGUUCUCAAUCUAAUAAAAAAACUGCAGCAGAAUCGAUACUUCAGAGCAAAACUAGAACUAUAUACACAGCAGGAAGGCCACCCUGGUAUGAUUCAACUGGACAACAAGUGGAACCUUUUAUAAUAGGUAUUUGUGGUGGUAGUGCAUCCGGUAAAACUACUGUUGCCACAAAAAUUAUAGAAUCACUUGAUGUACCAUGGGUGACAUUACUUAGUAUGGAUUCAUUUUAUAAAGUUUUAAAUGAAAAGCAACAUGAAAUGGCAGCUCAAAAUGAAUACAAUUUUGAUCAUCCUGAUGCUUUUGACUUUCAGUUACUCAAAAGUACAUUGCAACGACUUAAAGAAGGACGAAAAGUUGAAGUACCUAUAUACAAUUUUGUAACACAUAGCAGGGAAACUAGAACAAAAAUGAUGUACGGUGCCAAUGUAAUUAUCUUUGAAGGAAUAUUAACAUUUUAUAAUGCAGAAAUAUUAAAAAUGUGUGAUAUGAAAGUCUUUGUUGAUACCGAUGCAGAUGUAAGACUGGCACGACGUUUAAAAAGAGACAUUUCCCAAAGAGGCAGAGAUUUGGAAGGUGUAUUAAAACAGUAUAGCACUAUGGUAAAACCGGCCUUUUAUUAUUAUAUUGCACCUUCGAUGGUCCAUGCAGACAUAAUUGUUCCCAGAGGCGGUGAAAAUGCAGUUGCCAUUGAAUUAAUAGUACAGCAUGUUCAUACUCAACUUCAACUAAGAGGGUUUAAAUUGAGAGAGAAACUUGCUCAUUUAUACAUUGGGCAACCACUUCCUAAUUCAUUAUACUUACUUCCUGAUACACCGCAAAUAAAGGGUUUACACACUUUCAUAAGGAAUAAAAAUACUCAUAGAGAUGAAUUUAUUUUUUAUUCGAAACGUUUAAUACGUUUAGUUAUAGAAUAUGCUUUAUCGCUAUUACCUUUCAAAGAAAUCACUAUUGAAACUCCACAAGGAUUUUUAUACAAAGGAAAAAGAAGUGCCACAGAUAAAAUAUGUGGAGUUUCAAUUUUAAGAGCUGGUGAAACUAUGGAACAAGCUGUAAGGGAUGUAUGCAAAGAUAUAAGAAUAGGAAAAAUUUUAAUACAAACAAAUUUACAAACUGGUGAACCGGAAUUGUAUUAUCUUCGCUUACCGAAAGAUAUUAAAGACUAUAGAGUUAUUUUAAUGGAUGUUACAGUAGCAACUGGUGCUGCAUCUAUGAUGGCUAUAAGAGUACUUCUUGAUCAUGAUGUUAUAGAGGACAACAUUAUGCUUGUAUCUUUACUUAUGGCUGAGUCAGGAGUACAUUCAAUAGCUUAUGCUUUUCCAAAUCUAAAAAUAGUGACUUCUGCACUCGAUCCAGAAAUAAAUGAAAAGUUCUAUGUAUUACCGGGGAUCGGUAAUUUUGGAGAUAGAUACUUUGGAACUGAGCCAUCUUCAAUUAGUGAUUAGUGGUUAAAUGCUAAUUAACAAUAUCUGUUAUUGGUAAAAAUAUACACUAAUAUCUUGAUUUUCAAUGAAGACUGUGAUCAUUUCAAUUUGAUUAAUUACUUGA
This is a messenger RNA of Ceratosolen solmsi marchali, 1865 nucleotides long. Its product is annotated as uridine-cytidine kinase-like 1. The transcript has a single exon. The coding region runs from base 98 to 1762 and encodes 554 amino acids. The record is from RefSeq and is a predicted model, not a curated record. Gene Ontology annotation, molecular function: kinase activity; ATP binding. NCBI's taxonomy places the organism in Eukaryota, Metazoa, Arthropoda, Insecta, Hymenoptera, Agaonidae.